Messenger RNA from Dinoponera quadriceps, 1694 nucleotides. RefSeq names its product probable queuine tRNA-ribosyltransferase (gene Tgt). Bases 99 to 1382 code for a protein of 427 amino acids. NCBI's taxonomy places the organism in Eukaryota, Metazoa, Arthropoda, Insecta, Hymenoptera, Formicidae. Gene Ontology annotation, cellular component: cytosol. The transcript has 7 exons. Gene Ontology annotation, molecular function: tRNA-guanosine(34) queuine transglycosylase activity. The record is from RefSeq and is a predicted model, not a curated record.
ACAACGUAUGUCCGCAUCACGGCCGAGCAGGAAGAACACGUGGUUGUUGGCCGAUUUCGACAUAACCUUUGCAGUUUACUUCGCGGAUGAAACGAUAAAUGCGCGAAAUAUUUUCUCCUCUUAUGUCUAAAUUGCCAUCGUGCGGAUUAUACCGUACAGUAGCGAGCGUGGAAUUAGGUAGACCGCUGAUGACGAAGAUGGGAAGCCGGGGAACUCCGUUGACGUUCGAAAUAUUCGCUGAAUGCGAAACCACCAAAGCCAGAACCGGUAGGAUGACACUUGUUCAUCAUCAUGUGGACACACCAGUAUUUAUGCCGGUCGGCACGCAGGGAACGUUAAAAGGACUGCUGCCUCAGCAAUUGGAGCAAUUGGAUUGCCAAAUCAUUCUCGGCAACACCUAUCACCUUGGGAACCGACCAGGCGCCGACAUUCUGCGUAAAGCCGGCGGGCUGCACAAGUUCAUGAAUUGGAAGAGAGCUCUGUUAACAGAUUCGGGCGGUUUCCAAAUGGUUUCGUUAUUACAUUUUGCUGAAAUAACCGAGGAAGGGGUCAAGUUCAAGUCACCGUACGAUGAAUCAGAGUGCAUGCUGACACCCGAACAUUCGAUUCAAAUUCAAAACGCAAUUGGUGCCGACAUAGUUAUGCAGCUCGACGAUGUUGUUAAGAGUACUCUAACCGGACCGAGAGUGGAAGAGGCGAUGCACAGGACGACACGUUGGUUGGAUCGCUGCCUGUCCGCGCACGAGCGGCCGGACGAACAGAGCAUAUUUCCGAUCGUACAAGGUGGUCUCGAUCUGAAACUGCGGUCCGAGAGCGCACGCCAGCAGGUUCAGCGGGAAGUGAAUGGUUACGCUGUGGGAGGCUUGAGCGGUGGCGAGAGCAAAGACGAUUUCUGGAGAAUGGUGCAUCUGUCGACGGACAUACUUCCCAAAAGCAAGCCCCGUUAUCUCAUGGGCGUCGGAUUCGCCGUCGAUUUAGUUGUAUGCAGCGCGCUAGGAAUCGAUAUGUACGAUUGUGUAUUCCCGACGAGGACAGCCAGGUUCGGUUGCGGGCUGACCAGAACGGGGCAGAUCAAUUUAAAGAAAGCGCAGUACAGCAGGGACCUGAGACCGAUAGACGAAGCGUGCGAGUGUAGCACUUGCAGGACUCACACGCGCGCUUAUCUGCACCAAAUCGCUACCAUCGAAACGGUGUCGUGCCACCUGCUGACUGUCCACAACGUCGCGUUUCAAAUGCGGCUUAUGCGAGACAUCAGAGAGAGCAUAAAGGAACAGAGAUUUCCCAAAUUCGUGCAGGACUACAUGCUGACGGCGUACCCGAACAAGGACUACCCGACGUGGAUAAUUAACGCCUUGGAAGCCGUUAAUGUUACUCUAUUGUGAAACUGGGAUUUCUACUGCCGGCGAUUAUCACGUCACUCUGGACCAGAUUGUACAUUCUUCCUGUUUUUGUCAUCAAACCGUAUACGGAGAUAUUUUUACAUAAUUUCAUGCUUGUUUUUUUUUUUUAAUUUCGAACGUUACACGAUAGUGCGAUCGCGACCACGUGUACAUAUAGUUAUGCCUAAAUCUGACGAGUGUCGUCUAUUAAUGGUGGUGCAUAAUAAUCGUGAAUCGAGUGGUGAAAUGAAAUCUACACACACACACCUCUGAAUCAGGCACAAGUUGCAAAUGCGAAUAUUGCUUCCAAUCACA